AUGGACAACCGCCUCAAAUUUCCGUUAACACAUAGCCUCCUCCUCCUGCUCUGUUACGCUGCUGCUGUAGUGCCAGGUUCCGCUGCGCCGGAGUAUAGGAGGAGCCGGGCUCCUGUAACAUACUAUCCACAGCCAAAUGACUUCCCAAAUGAGCAGCUUUACCACGCCUACGUUGUCAUCCAGCGCUUCAAGAAUACCAUCACAUGCGACCCCAGGCACAUAACUUCCUCGUGGAUUGGCCAUAACAUAUGCGGUAAGACGACCUACGUUGGCUUUGAGUGUGCAACACUGCCGGGGCAUGGCAACAACAACCUCACGGUCACUUCAGUGUCUUUCGAUGGCUUUGGCCUCUGUGCGCCGAGGCUCGAAGGCUUCAUCGACCAGCUUCCCGAUCUUGCCCUCUUCCAAGCUUCCGCCAACAAUUUUGGCGGUGACAUCCCCAGCCUUGCAGGUCUCGACUACCUUCUAAAGAUCCAAAUCAUCGACGAGUACGCCCAAGCAGAUUUUAGUGCCGGCACUCCACAGCGCCCGGAUUUCCUCUACCUUUGCCUCAAAGACUUGUUGUGUCGCCUUGAAAACACAUUGCAUAAGGAAGUCCUUCCCGAUUAUACAAAUGCCAAGGCACUUCUCCUCAACAACAACUUCCAGUCAGGGUCACUUCCAGCAAAUCUUGGUUUCUCCAAGUUGAGCUACCUCGCCCUAGCCAACAACAAUUUCUCUGGGACAAUCCCACCGUCAAUCCAGCACCUGCAGGGCUCCCUCCUCGAGAUUCUCCUCCUGAACAACCAGCUGUCCGGAUGCCUCCCCCACGAGCUAGGCAUGCUCACCAACGCUGCCGUGAUCGACGCUGGCAUGAACCACCUCACCGGCCCGAUCCCUUCAUCCUUCUCCUGCCUCAGCAGCGUCGAGCAGCUGAACCUGGCCGGGAACCGCCUAUAUGGAGAGGUGCCCGACGCGCUCUGCAAGCUACCCGCCGGGCCAGCCGGCCGCCUCGCCAACCUCUCUCUGUCCGGCAAUUACUUCACCUCCAUCGGGCCCGCGUGCGCCGCAAUGAUCAAGGACGGCGUCCUCGACGUGAACAAGAACUGCAUUCCUGGCCUCGACAACCAGAGGCGACCGGUGGAGUGUGCGGCGUUCCUAAGCCAGCCGAAGACGAUGUGCCGGGCCUCGAGUACUCAGGUGAAAUGCCCCGCCGCAGCUUCCCAGAACGCGGCGGCACGGGGGAACAGGAAGGCCAGGGACUACUACAGCUACGUGACGUACGCUACUCUGCAUGGGUGA
Molecule: messenger RNA, 1281 nt
Organism: Miscanthus lutarioriparius
Lineage: Eukaryota; Viridiplantae; Streptophyta; Magnoliopsida; Poales; Poaceae
Source: the annotation of a GenBank genome assembly